Molecule: messenger RNA, 2748 nt
Organism: Episyrphus balteatus (marmalade hoverfly)
Lineage: Eukaryota; Metazoa; Arthropoda; Insecta; Diptera; Syrphidae
Gene: dos
Product: protein daughter of sevenless
Exons: 10
Coding region: 256-2571 (771 amino acids)
Source: RefSeq, a predicted model, not a curated record
UUUUUCAUGGAAAAUAGAUCGGGAGUGAAAUCAUAAGUUAAAUAAAUUUUCUUAUAUCGAAUCUCUUAUUAGGUGCAUUAUUGUUCAAUUUUUGCUUUUUUGUUAAUUUAUACCAAAAGUGUUUAUGUUUUUUAAUAAAUUUAUUAUAUUUCAUAUCAAAAUCUUAAAUUAAUUUCCUAAACAAAGUGCUGAAAUGUGUCGCUAGAAAAGAAAUUACACACCAAAAAAAAGUAGAAAAAAAACGAAAAGAGGGCAAUGAACAAAGAAGUACACUACGAAGGCUGGCUGAUAAAAUCGCCACCAACUAAAAGGAUAUGGAGAGCUCGCUGGAGACGCCGCUGGUUCACUUUGAAACAAGGUGAAAUUCCUGAGCAAUUCUGCCUGGAAUACUACACAGAUCGAAAUUGUCGAAAGCUCAAAGGUGUCAUAGAUUUGGAUCAAUGCGAGCAAGUCGAUUGUGGGCUACGCUUGGAGAAUAGAAAGCAAAAGUUUCAGUACAUGUUCGAUAUAAAAACUCCUCGAAGAACUUAUUAUCUUGCAGCUGACACGGAAGCCGAUAUGCGUGAUUGGGUGAAUUGCAUAUGCCAAGUGUGUCAUUUGCAUGAUACAAAGCAGUCAAAUGAUUUGCAAGAUGAAAAAAUACAUAUCGCUAAAAGUCUAACAACAACCGAACAAUUUGUGCCAUCGAAUGAAACGACUAGCACAACAGUAAACACUUCUGGUUCCACACAACACGAAGCAUCCAUGACAAAGCAAUCAUCUAUGAGUUCUGAUUGUUUAAGACAAUCGGUUAUUAGCAGUGCAUCACAAUCAGGCAAUGAUUGUUCUUAUGUGAAUACCGAUUACUCGAAUAGAGAGACUAUGGUUUGUGGUGGAAACCAACCUUUAUAUGGGAAGAAACCAUCUCAGCCAGCACAAAAUAUGACAAAAGCCACUACGUCGUCAGGUUGGAAAUCAGCAGAUACACAAUCUCGUUUGGCUGUGAGUUCACAAGGGGUAGUUCGAAAAAUUCCCGAGAAUUUGGUAUUGAGUGCUACAACAUUGGUUGAAGGUAAUGUUGAGCCAUCGCCAGCAUUGAGUACAUCUUCGGGGCCUUACAUUCCAAUAAGUGAAUGCUAUUCGGGAAGUCCAAAGUUUAUGACGGAAGGUGGUAAUCCUUCGACACCACUCAAUAAUUUGGAUCCGAAAUUUUAUGAUACUCCUCGAAGUCAUAACAAUAUUGGUUUGAAUUUGACAAAUGAUCAAUCUUAUUCUCCCAAGAUAACGAAUUGUGGAUUGCAAACGACAUCUAAAGCACGCAGUGGCCGUUCGAGUCCAACUGAUUCUGAAAGUGUUUUUACCGAUGACGAUGAAUGGACGCAUCCUUUGCCGCUAAGAGAAAAUGUUGAUCGAAGCACACGCCCCUCUGAUAGUUCUGUUGAGAAUGAAUCUUUUGUGUUUACAUAUUCUCAAAGAUUCUCAAAAUUUCCUGGAGAUAAUAAAGACGAAGAAAGUUCUGAGCAUGCAGCCGAAAAUAUGUCGAAAGUUGUUAAACGAAAGAAAAAUUUAAGUCUCGAUAUAACGAACGAACAUGAAAAAGUAUUAAGAGAAAUGCCUCAAUUUUCGGAUACCGAAAACACUUCGCCUGCAAUUGGACCACGAGAUGCAUCAUCGUGUGUGGAAGAAAGUUAUGAUAUUCCGCGUUCACACAAUUUGCCUUAUUACAAUAUGAGUCAAUUAUUUGACAAAGUAAACAGCCCAGAGAAUCCUGUUGCGGCAUCAACCCCGAACCUAUUACUUGAUGCAGAACCGCUAUCAGCAACAAGUUCGAAUCGCACCUUACCACGACCCCAUUGCUACACAAAUGCAGCACCAACUAAAAUGGAAGGAAAUGUUUUUCGUUAUGAUUUUAUUGAUCAGUCUGCUUUGCCUCCAGUAAAUAGAAAGUUAAAACCGAAAGUAAGUCUGGAAGAUAGGCCUCCAGAAGAGCUGGCUGCAAAACCACCUCUUCAACACAACGGACAGGGUACGUUAACGAAGCUUACCAAAAAGCUGAUGUCUACAACAAUGAAUAACAGCGGUGAAAAUUCUCCCCUGCGCCCGCCACCAUCGGUCGAUAGAAAAUCAAAACCAAAUGCAUUUAAAGCACACGGUUUUUCUUCUUCUGGCUGUACCACCAGAAGAUCAGGUAUUCCCACAUCGAUGGUAAUACAGAACGAGAGUGACGCUUACGUUAUGGAGACUAGAACAUUACCCCGUCAACCACGAGGUCAUAUAUCAAGUGUUUACAGUAACACAGUAAAUCGGGCAAUGUCUCUCAGCAAACCAACACCACCAACUCCAACAACAACGCAAAAGAAUGAACAUAAACUCCAGUAUUUCGACUUGGACGUGUCAAAUCCACCUGCAAUGAAUCGUGCUAGCAUGAGUACUAGCAAUCUAACAGCUACCGGAUCAAAACUCGGUCUGUCAGCAGACCCUUCUGCUCGAGUUCCGGUUAAAAGCAGUGUUGUCUAUAAUUCAGUUGAUUUUGUUAAAACGGAUGCAUUUAAAAAAAUUCGAGAGGAAAGAAAAAUGGGUAUUAACAAGUAACUGCCUGGCUCAUUGUUUGAUUUCUUUUUAAAUAAAAUUAACAUAAACGCAUAUUAGAUGAAUUUUUCCAACUUGUUACUUUAUAUUAAUAAUAUCAAAAUAUACUCCACUGAAAUUAAUAAACAUUGUCCCAAAGUGCAUAAUAUUUAAUAAAUCAAUUAAUAUGAAAAAAUAAAA